AUGGGAAAUUGUGUUUCGGAAAAUAAAAAGCCUAGCAAGAAAAGUGGUGCUCACUCCAAUAACUAAAAAAGAGGAGCUGGACGACAAAUGAGCUCAUACAAUAAUGAUGGUAACGAUGAUGGGGUAUAUGUAGAAGACGCUAAUCAUCAUCACAACGAUGCUCAUCAUGAUCAUCAUGUUAUUGUUGACGGUGGUUAUGAUGGAGGAGGACACAGUGGUGGACAUCAUGGAGGAGAUAAUGAUGGCGGCGGAGGAGGUAAUGAUGGCGGUGGAGGAGGCUGCGGAGGUGGCGGUGGCUGUGGUGGCGGGGGCUGCGGUGGAGGAGGAGGUGGUGAUUGA
Molecule: messenger RNA, 339 nt
Organism: Stylonychia lemnae
Lineage: Eukaryota; Ciliophora; Spirotrichea; Sporadotrichida; Oxytrichidae
Source: the annotation of a GenBank genome assembly